Gasterosteus aculeatus aculeatus (three-spined stickleback) is the source of this 1370-nucleotide messenger RNA. RefSeq names its product DIRAS family, GTP-binding RAS-like 1a (gene diras1a). The record is from RefSeq and is a predicted model, not a curated record. Gene Ontology annotation, cellular component: membrane. Gene Ontology annotation, biological process: signal transduction. Gene Ontology annotation, molecular function: GTPase activity; GTP binding. Lineage: Eukaryota; Metazoa; Chordata; Actinopteri; Perciformes; Gasterosteidae.
UAUUUUAUCUUACGUUUUUAAGAUUGCUUCUUCUAACUAUUUGGAUGCUGUGGGGGAAAUCAAUGUUUUUGACAAUUUGCGUACCCUUAAGUGGAGCAAUCUGGUGCUUUUAUUCUGAUAAUCAAACGGGAAAACUCAAACGACCUCCUUGUUUCCUUCUUUUUGCCGGAGAUGCGGAGGAAGGAGUUGGUAGUGAUGGAGGGAGGACUGAUGUGUCUUGAUGAGCAGCGGGUCUGAUGAUGACGACGAUGACGAAGAUGAUGCUGUGAGUCAGAGAGCGGAGGGUUCGGGAUGCUCACAGCCGCUCCGGAGUAGACCAGACCCCGCGCACAGACACCGAGCACCCGCCUGAGGAGACACGGCGAGUCCGCAGACUCUACGGACCCUACACCGACAGCAGGGAGCGGACUGACAGCAGCCAUCACUUUGUGCUGCAUACAGGUCAGCUAUCUAGAGCAGCAGGCAGACUCACAGUCCCAGAAUGCCUGAGCAGAGCAACGACUACCGGGUGGUGGUGUUUGGGGCCGGCGGGGUGGGGAAGAGUUCCCUGGUCCUCCGGUUUGUCAAAGGCACCUUCAGAGACACCUACAUCCCCACUGUGGAGGACACAUACAGACAGGUGAUCAGCUGUGACAAGAGCGUCUGCACGCUGCAAAUCACCGACACAACUGGAAGUCACCAGUUUCCAGCCAUGCAGCGCCUUUCCAUCUCCAAAGGCCAUGCCUUCAUUCUGGUCUUCUCCAUCACCAGCCGCCAAUCACUAGAAGAGCUGAAACCCAUUUACCAGCAGGUCCUGGCCAUCAAAGGUACAGUGGACUCAAUUCCCAUAAUGCUUGUGGGUAAUAAAAGUGACGAGACGGCUCAGCGUGAGGUGGAGAGGAAGGACGCCGAGGCUCAGGCCGCCACCUGGAAGUGUGCCUUCAUGGAGACAUCGGCCAAGACGAACUCCAACGUUAAGGAACUGUUUCAGGAGCUGCUGUCCCUGGAGAAGAAGAGGGACAUGAGCCUGAGCAUUGACGGCAAGCGCUCGGGAAAACAGAAACGAGCCGACAAGUUGAAAGGGAAGUGCAGCAUCAUGUAGAACGGGCGGCUGCAGAUUUGCUGUGGAUACGUGGAUCCAGCAGAGGAGGCAGGAGAGGGAGUCUGCUGACGAGCUCCCAUAGAGACUCCCUCUCCCAUCUUUGCGGACAGCUCCUUCACCAUCCAUCUGAAGACUAAAGCCCUGAGGAACACAACAUGACUACACUGAUAAUGAAAACAAGUGUUUAUACCAGAGCCCUGGAUCUCCUACAGGCCCUGAACUGGAUUGUGUUCAUGUCCACAAAAUACUUAUAAAUACAAAUAAAUAUAUACAAACAUAUAUACAUAUA